AUGCCGCUCUGUCUCACCUUCAUCGACUUGAAGAAGGCCUUCGACUCAGUUGAGACGAAAGCGGUCGUGGAAGCCUUGGACAACCAAGACGUCCCUACUCAGUACAUAAAGGUACUUCGAGAGUUGUACAGUAACUUCACGACCGGAAUUUCGCCAUUCUACAAGAACAUCAUCAUUGACGUGAAGAGGGGGGUCCGACAGGGUGAUACAAUUUCACCCAAAAUAUUCACAGCCACCCUCGAGAACGCAAUGCGAAAGGUGGAAUGGGACGACAUGGGAGUGAAGAUUGAUGGUCGGCAGCUACACCAUUUGCGCUUUGCUGAUGACAUCGUACCGAUAACACCUAGCAUCAGCUAA
Molecule: messenger RNA, 357 nt
Organism: Necator americanus (New World hookworm)
Lineage: Eukaryota; Metazoa; Nematoda; Chromadorea; Rhabditida; Ancylostomatidae
Exons: 1
Coding region: 1-357 (118 amino acids)
Source: RefSeq, a predicted model, not a curated record